GAAUGCUUCAGGCUGUGAGGAGUACGUCCAGGUUCAAUAAACAAAAUGCUCGCAGGUUUUCUUCAGCUGCUAUAGCUUUAAGAAGCAAGAAGAGCCGCCCAUCAGCAUCAUCAAAAUCAUUUCUCAAUGAAAAGGAUAUAGACCAGAUGAUAGAAGAGGACCACGACUCGGCUGAAGACAAGAGGGAGUUGAGUGAAGAUGAUAAAACCAAGUUAUACGACUCUGUCUCAAACCUUUUGAACUCAGAUACUUUCAAGAGAAUCAUUUCUACAGAGACCAAUUCAAAGAAAUCUUUAAAUAAGAUUUCAUUUGACGAAAAGAAAAGAUUUUCUGAAAAAUUUAGAGAACCAACUGCCAAAUGGAUUACUAAAAUAAAACAAGAUCUUGGAAAAGAGUUGGAAAAAGAUGUUUCAGAAAUUCCAAUAGCAGCACUUCUUAAGGAAGCUUAUGGUUCCCCAAAAAGGUAUCUUAAACCUCUUGAUAUUUUUGAGUCUUUAAAACUGGGUGAUGCUGUUGAAAUGUCAACUGCUUUGAAUCAAAAUGUUAUGGCAGUUGUUAUCGAAGUGCCUUCAAGAGAUGAUGAUCCAAGAUAUACAAUAAUGAAUCGUAAAGGGGAGCUUCUUUUCGUGGAAAAAUCUGCAUUUAAACUCCGUAUUCCAGGAUUGAUACCCAGAGGAUGGGUUGAAGGUAUUGUGGAAGAAACAAAGUAUGAAUCACCAUUGUAUGGAAGUAUCAAAACCACGGUUGAUCACAAAUUUGAGUCCUAUUUUGUUAAUCCGCUGGCAAGAAGAGUUAUAAUGGAUCCAAUAUUACGUAUAACAAAUGAAGCAUGGGAUAAACUACCUGAUAUUUCAAGAAGAUUGGAAAUUCUUCAUAGAGUUGUUCAAGACAGAGGUCCCAAACAAAUUUCAUUAUUUGCCUUAGCAGAAGCUGUUAAUUUAAUAGACCCAGAGAAUUUCAAGAAUAAUCUUCAAAAUAAUGAUGCCACAUCUCAAAGUGAAUAUCUGAAGUUAUCUGAAAAACUUCACGAAUCUGUUGGGCUGGAGUAUAAUUUGCACAAGCAAUCAGAUUUAGGCAGAGAGAUAAGCUCAUCUAAUUAUGGAGAUAAAGUAAGCAUCUCACAUUUGUAUGCUGUUAUUUUGGCUUUGAGAAAACAAGCUAGACUUUGGUCAACUUCUUACUCAUCCAGAUCAGCAAUGAUGCCAACUUCUGUGACUGUCAAUUCUUUGGAAUACGUCAAUAAAAUUGAUGGUGUUAUUGAAUCUUUGAAAAAAGAUACACAGCUUGUGAAAGAAUUUAUGGAUUUUGUUGAAAAGGAAGAUUAUUCGGUAAUUCCUCCUCAAUUUGAAGGCAUUUUAAACUUAUUGAAAGAGUAUAGUGUUGAUAAUAUCACCGACCCAGUUGCAGAAACCGUUAUUUGCCAAUUGAUGAAAAAUAUGAAAAACAUUGAAAAAUCCAACAUCACGAAGACUCAUGUUUAUGACUUAUUGAUUAAUAUUGGAUACAUUAGCAACUCUUUAACAAAUCCACAACAUUUCUCUAAUAAUCUUUGCAUACCUGGGAAAGGUGUUUCAAUCAAAGCUGAUCAUGAACAAGAUUAUUUUGAUUUGGUGGAAAUUUCUGAAGAUGGUGUUCCUGAUGUCUCUGAGUCAAUUAGAAAAGAUUUUGGUGAUAUGAGAGUUUAUUGUAUUGAUAGUGAAACUGCACAUGAAAUUGAUGAUGGUGUGUCAAUUGAAAAAAUUGAUAAAGAAAAUUUUGUCCUUCACAUCCAUAUUGCUGACCCUUCAUCUUAUUUGAAACCUGGAGAUACAGUUUCAAAAAUUGCGUUUGAAAGAGCAUUCACUACAUAUCAACCAGAAUUAGUUUCUCCAAUGUUGCCAAAAACAUUGUCAGAUUUGUGUGGUUUAGGAGUUGAUGGAAGAAAAACUAGAGCAAUAACGUUUUCAGUGCCUUUUAGCUAUAAAUAUGGUGCCAAUUUGAAGGAAGCUAAAGUUCAACCAUCAUAUGUUUCCAACUUUCCUAAAUACACUUAUGACAUGGUUGAUGAAACUUUGAAAAAAACAAAAGAUCAAACUUAUGAGACAAUGAAUAAUGAACAACGUGAACUAAAUGAUUUGUUUAACGUUGCCAAAAGAUUACAAAAAAGAAGAAUUGAUAAUGGCGCAAUUGCAUUUGGUGAUACCAUACAAACAAAUGUUUCUGUUUCCAAAAAUUCUAUUAAACCGGAAACAGCUCUUAUUGAUUCAUCACUAGAUGAAGGGUCUGAUGUUUUGUUCACCAAACAAACAUUGUCCGAUUCGGUUAUCUUGGUUUCUGAACUUAUGAUUUUGGCAAAUAGUGUGGGUGCAGCUGUAAUGAGAAAAUUCAAGAUUCCAGGUAUUUUCAAAGGUAUGAGAAGUCUUGAACUUAGUGGGUCUGCUGUUAAUGCUGUUAGUAGAUUGAAUACUUAUUCCAAGGAAACUGAUAAACUACCAGGUCUUGCUGAUGUUGUCAAAUCCAUCAAGUUUGUUAAUCCAGCUUUUUAUUUCCCAUACCCUAUUAGACAUUUGAUGUUAGGUAUAAAUGGUUAUCUUCCAUCAACUUCCCCAUUAAGAAGAUAUGGUGAUUUGGUGAAUCAUUGGCAAUUCCAUUCAUACUUAAAUACUGGCAAACCAUUGUUUGAUUCUCAACAAAUGGUCAACAUGGCACUCCAUAUUGAAACUAGAAAUGAUAUUUUGAAACGAGCACAACGAUUAUCCAACACAUUCUAUACCUUGUCACAUAUCAAGCACGAAUUGAAGACAGGUAACCAGCUCAAGCUUUCAUUUAUGGUUUGGUCAAGACCCCAUGAUAAUUAUGUUGCUGGUAUGAUCACUGAGUUUGGUGUUUUUGCUAGACUGGCUUUGAAUUUGAAUAAGCAGCCUCCAAAAAUUGGGGAUGUUAUUACUGAUUUUGAAAUUGUUGAAUUGGAUCCUGUUGGUGGGAACUUGGUAACUCAACAACGUUGAGGUCAAUUGGAUAGUUUAUGUACAUAGUUGG
This is a messenger RNA of Hansenula anomala, 3018 nucleotides long. RefSeq names its product exoribonuclease II (gene DSS1). Gene Ontology annotation, cellular component: P-body; exosome (RNase complex). The annotation marks the transcript as partial. The transcript has 2 exons. NCBI's taxonomy places the organism in Eukaryota, Fungi, Ascomycota, Saccharomycetes, Phaffomycetales, Wickerhamomycetaceae. The record is from RefSeq and is a predicted model, not a curated record. Gene Ontology annotation, molecular function: RNA binding; 3'-5'-RNA exonuclease activity. Gene Ontology annotation, biological process: mRNA catabolic process.